AAUAAUUAUUUCAUUCAUUAUUUCAGCUGAUUAUGAUAGAAGAUCUAUCGAAAAAUAUCUUCCAGAUUAAAGCUUACUUUCUAAAGGCAAUAAUGACAAGGCUAUUCAUAAACGAUCAAUAAAAAACAGAAAUCGUAAACAUAAUUUGUACCAUGGAAAAAAGGAAAGCUGCCCAACAGUUUCUCAAAUUACUGGACGACCCAUCCGUUCUUAUUCUCUCUGAUUGGCUCAAAGUCAGGGGUAGUUUGAAAGGAUGGACCAAGCUGUUUUGCGUCCUUAAGCCCGGACUCCUGAUUCUUUAUACUAGUGAUAAGACUGAAAAGUACGGGAAAUGGGUUGGAACCAUAUUGCUAUCCUGUUGCCGACUGAUCGAAAGAACUUCAAAAAAGAUCGGAUUUUGUUUCAAAAUUUUUAAUCCUCUCGGAGAAUCUAUUUGGACUUCCAAGGGACCCAAGGGUGAAAAUUUAGGAGCUAUAACAAUUCCGUUACCCUCCUCCUCUCUCAUUUUCCGCGCGCCCAACGAAGAAGCAGGAAAAUGCUGGAUGGAUGCCAUAAACUUGGCCACUAAAUUUUCUAGCCUUCUCAUGAGAUCGAUGAAGACUUCUUCUCUUUCCUCAGUCGAUAAAUAUAAACAACCAAAUCUCGAUCCCCUUAUUCCCGACUUGCUGAACAGUGACGAUAACCAAGUGUUUGAACGGGAGGAAUAUAAUACGAUACAAAGUGAAAGCGGCAAAAUGAGACACGUCGAUGACACCUUCAAUGUCAAAAAAAUUAGGUCCAAGAAAAUUUCCGAGCCAUUAUCAACUCUCAGAGGUCCCGGAGAUCAUGAUGUCGAUACGCUAGAUCAUGCUUCCACGUCAUCCUUUUGUUUAGACCAUUUAACGGCUUCUUCUCCAUUACUUUCUCCUCCGACACGUGAUGAUCAGAGCAUGGAAGUUUCUGGUUGGUCGGAUCAUUCUUCUUCGCGUUCGUCUAUCGUAGCCACCUCAUCAUCGACGCCAUCUUCCAGAGGCGUGUCCCCCGCCGAGAGUUACAAUGCUGAGGAAGAAAAGGAGUCGACGGUCUACGUAGAAGAGGACAACGACGGGGAAACCGACAAAGAAGAGGGCGGAACAGGCGAAGCGACUCGAAGAAUUAUAGAGGAAACUCUGCCCGAUGAAAACAAGAGCCUUAUCUGGGCUUUGAUUAAGCAGAUGAAACCAGGGAUGGAUUUAUCGAAGGUAACGCUGCCUACCUUCAUUCUAGAGCCUCGAUCCUUUUUGGACAAGCUCACCGAUUAUUAUUAUCACAGUGACAUUUUAGCUCAAGCUCAAGAUAUGUCUGACCCUUAUUCUAGGAUCAAAAUCGUCACCAAAUGGUAUAUGUCCGGCUUUUACAAAAAACCUAAAGGUUUGAAAAAGCCGUAUAAUCCGGUGCUCGGAGAAGUUUUUAGGUGCAUGUGGAAAAAUCCCAAAAACGAUAGUAGUACUUUCUAUAUGGCUGAACAGGUAUCACAUCAUCCACCUAUAUCGGCAUUCUACGUCACCAACAGAAAAGAUGGCUACUGCAUAUCCGGAGCCAUUCUGACGCGUUCAAAAUUUUAUGGCAACUCCAUAUCCGCCAUCUUGGAUGGGUCGGCCAAGAUAACUUUACUUCCACGAGGCGAGUGCUACGUUAUAACUAUGCCAUACGCUCACUGCAAGGGUAUCCUCAUGGGAAAUCUGACGAUGGAGUUGGGUGGGAAGGUUUCGAUAACUUGCGAACUCACGGGGUAUUCGUCUCUCCUUGAAUUCAAACUCAAACCAAUGUUUGGAAGCGCUGAUUCUGCGAAUGCCAUAACCGGAAGAAUUAAGUUUGGCGAAAAUAAUACUCUGGCUAAGAUAGAUGGACAUUGGGAUGGGAAAAUAUUUAUCAAAGAAAUGGAAAAUGAGCUGGACCGCUCACCGUCCUCCCGCAGUGUUUUUUGGGACGCCACCAAUAUAUCGCUUCUUCUUUCCACUCGCCAAACUCGGUUCUUGGUUCCUUUGAAAAAUCAAUCCCCUUUCGAAAGUGCUCUCCUCUGGUCAGGGGUAAGUCAGGCCCUUCUAGACGAAGACCAACAGGCCGCUACGGUCGCCAAAACCGCGAUUGAAACGGCCCAGAGGGAAAAAAUUUUAAAUGCCCAAAACUCUCCUUAUCAACCAUACCUUUUCGAGGAUAUCACAAAUUUAAAAGACGAUUUAUCGGGGAAGGAAAAUAAGAAUAGUAGAGAUGAGAACGUAGCUAAUGCCGGUAAUGUCAACACAGAGGGUGAGAGAAAUGAUCGUGGAGAUUGGAUCUAUAAAUAUUGCGAUCUCAGACCAUGGGACCCUCACAAUGAUCUUUAUCAAUACGAAAAGGCUUUCGAAAUACUCACCAAAACCUUGCACAAACAACGUCCACUUCCUAAAUUAUCUCUUAUUCAAACCGAAAGGAGUUAUGUUAACGGGAAGGAAAAACUCGCUUAUAGAACAUCGAAACAAUUUUCCCGAAAAACCUUUUCGACCUCCAACGAUAACUUCUUGACCGAGCAGGAUGUCGCUUCGAUUGAUUAUAGGUCCCCUGUUAAAAAUCCUGCCCCAAAUUUUGAUUCGCCAAAUCCUUCGAAAUCUGGCACCGAUAAUAACGAAAAUUCUAUCAAAAAACGAAUGGUGAAUAAAAACGAUGCCAGCGUGAACCGGAAUUUAUUGACUUCAAAUAUCUCAAAUGCUAAUGGCCAUAAAACAGUAUACAGAAGAUUUUGGGAACGUCAUAAAGAAGUGCUAAUUGUCACUCUUUUAUUUUCCAUAAGCCAGAUAUUUAUCGUAUAUUACCUAAAGAAACAUUGAAAUUUUUCUUUCUCUUUUAUUAGCCUUGAACUUUCAUGAGUUUAUAACAAUAUAUUUAAAUUAUAUUUUUAGAAUUUUCUUCUUUUUUUUUGAAUAUUCUCUUAGAAACCAAAUUGAUGGAAUUAUGAGUUAUAUAUUACGAUUACUAGCAAAAUUUUAUUUUAAUUUACAUUUGAAAAUUAUAUAAUUAUUAAACUGGUAUCUUAAUAAUAAAUCUUCAGAGUGGUUUUUUUCUUCUUAUGACAAAUCUUUUCAAGCAAAUUUUUUAUCCAUCCACCUGCUUUUAGGAAAUGGGACUUAAAUUGUGAACAAGAUAACCUCACAUUAAUCAUCAAUGUUUAAUAUACUCACGUAUCACUUUUUUUGAAAUGUAUCUUUAAUUCGUUUAUUAUUUUUAAACAUAUUAUAUCUUUAAAAAAAAUAUUAUUUAUAAAUAGUGCAAUUUUUAGUUUUAAGUUAUUGCUAUAAAUCGUCAAUUUAAUUAUUUUUAUUUCAUUUGCUAAAU
Gordionus sp. m RMFG-2023 is the source of this 3330-nucleotide messenger RNA. Its product is annotated as oxysterol-binding protein-related protein 5-like. NCBI's taxonomy places the organism in Eukaryota, Metazoa, Nematomorpha, Gordioida, Chordodea, Parachordodidae. The transcript has 15 exons. The coding region runs from base 153 to 2825 and encodes 890 amino acids. Gene Ontology annotation, molecular function: cholesterol binding. The record is from RefSeq and is a predicted model, not a curated record. Gene Ontology annotation, cellular component: cytosol; membrane; intracellular membrane-bounded organelle.